UUUUCUUUCCCCCCCAAAUGUCAAUUGCUAGUCGGGGGUCAUCAAAAUCAACGAUCGCCGUCAAUUUCUCGGAUCCAGCAGAAACUGUAGAAGAGUAAAGCCGAGGAACGAUUCAAAAGGGGUACAAGGGUUGCAGAGAUUUGAGAGAGAUAUGGCGAGGAGACCGGACGAGGAAUACGACUACCUAUUCAAGGUGGUAUUAAUCGGCGAUUCCGGGGUAGGCAAAUCCAAUUUGCUCUCCCGAUUCACCAGGAACGAAUUCUGCUUGGAAUCCAAAUCCACCAUCGGCGUCGAAUUCGCCACCCGCACCCUUCAGGUUGAGGGAAGGACUAUAAAAGCUCAGAUUUGGGACACAGCUGGCCAGGAGAGAUACAGAGCCAUUACAAGUGCCUAUUACAGAGGUGCUCUUGGAGCUCUUCUGGUUUAUGACGUGACAAAACCAACCACCUUUGACAAUGUCAGCAGGUGGCUGAAGGAGCUGAGGGACCAUGCAGAUUCCAACAUUGUCAUCAUGCUCAUUGGAAACAAGACUGACCUGAAGCAUCUCCGAGCAGUUGCUACAGAGGAUGCUCAAAGCUUUGCUGAGAAGGAAGGCCUUGCUUUUAUUGAAACAUCUGCUUUAGAAGCAACAAAUGUAGAGAAGGCUUUUCAGACAAUACUUGGAGACAUAUAUCGUAUAAUUAGUAAGAAGUCGCUUGCUUCUGAUGAGUCAGCGCCAGCAAGCAUUAAAGAAGGACAAACUUUAGUUGUGGGAGCCGAUGAGACCAACGCCAAGAAGGCUUGCUGUUCAUCAUAAAUGUUGUAUUCUCAUCUGAAUCACCUCUUCUCUUGCCAACUCCUCAGCCCUACCAAGAAGCCUUAUAUUCAUCUCAUUUCUUUUUCUUUUGUUUUUUCAUCUCUGUUUUAUGUUUAUUAUAUUGACGAAGCUACUUUCACUUUUCUUUGUUCCAUUCUAGUUCUUUUUGGUGAUGUCAUUGGAUGAGUAUAUGAUUUCCAGAUGGUUUUUGUCAUAUUAUGUAUUUAUUCAAGUGCCAUGAAAAUUCCAGCAGAAGAAAAGUGUAUUGUUUU
This is a messenger RNA of Coffea eugenioides, 1068 nucleotides long. Its product is annotated as ras-related protein RABA2a. Bases 152 to 796 code for a protein of 214 amino acids. Gene Ontology annotation, cellular component: endosome. The transcript has 2 exons. The record is from RefSeq and is a predicted model, not a curated record. Gene Ontology annotation, molecular function: GTP binding; GTPase activity. Lineage: Eukaryota; Viridiplantae; Streptophyta; Magnoliopsida; Gentianales; Rubiaceae.